CCUACACCUCUUACUCUUAGCCGUCACUCUAACAUGUGCCCACACGGCUAGAAUUCUGACGGAAGAUGAUGAUGGCAAUCCCACUCUCCCCUCGGUCAACCCUUCUCCGCCGGUUGAAUCUGUUGCUCCCACCGUCACAAACGCUGACCCACAGUUGACUUUCUUCAUGCACGACAUCCUCGGCGGGUCAACUCCGUCGGGAAGAAUUGUGGCUGGGAUUAUUUCCACUACCCAAAUCAACGGCAUCCCUUUCUCCAAAACCAACGGUGGGAUCUUCCCCAUCAACAAUGGCGUUCCUCUCAUCACCCCCAACAAUGGUGUCAUCAACAACAAGGGAAUUAUAAACAACAACAACCUUCCUUUCGUCGCCGGACUCACCGGCGCAUCCACCACCACCGUCGUCACCAACAACGGCAACAACUUGAUUGGAAACAGUAACUCUUUACCGUUCGUCACCGCCGGUCAGCUUCCGUCGGGAUCAACUCUUCAGAAACUAAUGUUUGGGACGAUCACGGUGGUUGACGACCAAUUAACGGAAGGUCACGAGCUGGGUUCCUCCGUCAUCGGAAAAGCUCAAGGGUUUCAUUUGGCGAGCUCGCUUGAUGGUAGCAGCCAUACUAUGGCUUUCACUGCUCUGUUUCAUAACGGAGAUCAUGGGGAAGAGGAUACACUGAGUUUCUUUGGGGUUCACCGGACGGCGGCGCACGAGUCGUUGAUUGCGGUGGUCGGAGGGACGGGGAAAUAUGAGAAUGCUCGAGGGUACGCCGCCGUUGAAACGAUUCAUUUGACUAAUCAGCAUUUAACUGAUGGUGUGGAUACUGUGCUUCAGUUCAGUGUUUAUCUCAGUCAUUGA
Messenger RNA from Carica papaya (papaya), 853 nucleotides. Lineage: Eukaryota; Viridiplantae; Streptophyta; Magnoliopsida; Brassicales; Caricaceae. The record is from RefSeq and is a predicted model, not a curated record.